AUGGGGACGGCGAUGAUGUGCCAGCGAUGCCCGAAGAAAGAAGGCGUCCAGAAGCGGCGGCUGGGCCGCAACCCUCGCAUCCCCUUCUCCACGCACCAGAUCGCCCUCCUCGAGCACAAGUUUCGCCACAAGCAGUACCUGAGCAGCUAUGACGUCACAGAGCUGGCCUCGCUCCUCUGCCUCUCACAGACUCGGGUGAAGAUCUGGUUCCAGAACCGUCGCGCGCGGGAGCGCAGGGACCACGAGUCGCGCUGCCGCACCGAGCUGCCCUCCACACUGUCAGCGUUCCGGCCGGUGGUGGCGGCGGCCGCCUCUCCCGCGGAGCUGCCGCCUCCAGACGCUGACCGUCACGAGGGCUCAGCAGCGGCCGCGGAGAGGCUGCAGCCCUGAGACGG
Pollicipes pollicipes is the source of this 395-nucleotide messenger RNA. Its product is annotated as homeobox protein H17-like. Gene Ontology annotation, molecular function: RNA polymerase II transcription regulatory region sequence-specific DNA binding; DNA-binding transcription factor activity, RNA polymerase II-specific. The coding region runs from base 1 to 390 and encodes 129 amino acids. The record is from RefSeq and is a predicted model, not a curated record. The transcript is spliced from 3 exons. NCBI's taxonomy places the organism in Eukaryota, Metazoa, Arthropoda, Thecostraca, Pollicipedomorpha, Pollicipedidae. Gene Ontology annotation, biological process: regulation of transcription by RNA polymerase II; embryonic morphogenesis. Gene Ontology annotation, cellular component: nucleus.